Drosophila suzukii is the source of this 670-nucleotide messenger RNA. The record is from RefSeq and is a predicted model, not a curated record. NCBI's taxonomy places the organism in Eukaryota, Metazoa, Arthropoda, Insecta, Diptera, Drosophilidae.
GCAGGUCACUCAAACAGUGGCCAUCGUAGGCCUGUUCCUGCUAACUUUUUCCCAAUCUGCAAAAUUGAAUAACCACUCAGAAGAAUCGAAAGAGAUUGGACGGAUUGAAAGUAACAUCGAAGCGUCAAUGGGAAAUAUGGCAAAACAUUUUGAAGAGGGCAACGGCAUUGAUGGAAAGCAAUCCAGAGUUAUCUCUAAGGCAUUCUUUAACGAUGACAGCCCUUUUGUUAAUAUACCUUUGCAUUUUACUCUUAAUUUCCGAACACAUCCAGGGAAAGUCGAGUUCAGAGGAAAACAAGAGUUUCAACAUCAAAACCGGCGGCAAUGCCCACGUUAGAUUUUCAUACGAACUACCUAAAGGAAGAAGACACUCAACUUCUACUGGCAAGAAAAAAAAGGAUGCCGAAUAUUUCCUAAAUUUUGUAUUUAACAACAACCGAAAUCCCAAAAAGUCUCUGGACCGGAGAACCCUCUCGAAAAAAGUGAAAAUGCGCCGAACUCUCAGCCGAUUUUUGCCCAAUGGAAUGCGCAAUCCUUAUAAGUACUUUCCGCUCAAAGGCGAAGAUAUGUAGACAUAAAACCUACUAUCUGUUGAUUUGUUUAUUUACACAAUGAAACCAAAAUGUUUACUUACUGAUAAUAAAAAUAACUUCUUACUGCUUAUUCAUUC